Chelmon rostratus (copperband butterflyfish) is the source of this 1085-nucleotide messenger RNA. It is a transcript of the gene ppih, whose product is annotated as peptidylprolyl isomerase H (cyclophilin H). The transcript is spliced from 9 exons. Lineage: Eukaryota; Metazoa; Chordata; Actinopteri; Chaetodontiformes; Chaetodontidae. Gene Ontology annotation, cellular component: intracellular membrane-bounded organelle. The record is from RefSeq and is a predicted model, not a curated record. Gene Ontology annotation, molecular function: peptidyl-prolyl cis-trans isomerase activity. Bases 92 to 625 code for a protein of 177 amino acids. Gene Ontology annotation, biological process: protein peptidyl-prolyl isomerization; protein folding.
ACAGCGCAUAUGGUGGACAUUCAAAUUGUUCACAUGUAAUCGGUCAUAUAGCAGUUUUUUUUUAGUCUUCAAAGGCAAGAGAAGUGUUGCAAUGUCUGUUCAAUCAUCAAAUCCCAACAACCCGAUCGUGUUCUUCGACAUAACCAUCGGGGGGCAGGAUGUCGGACGGAUGAAGAUCGAGCUGUUUGCUGAUAUGGUUCCAAAGACGGCGGAGAAUUUCCGGCAGUUCUGUACUGGAGAGUUCAGGAAGGAUGGAGUCCCUAUUGGCUUCAAAGGCUGCACAUUCCACAGGGUGAUCAAAGAUUUUAUGAUACAAGGAGGGGACUUUGUCAACGGUGAUGGAACAGGUAUCUGCAGCAUCUACAGGGGUCCAUUUGCAGACGAAAACUUCAAAAUGAAGCAUUCCACACCUGGUCUUCUGUCCAUGGCAAACAGUGGUCCAGGGACAAAUGGUUGUCAGUUUUUCAUUACCUGCACUAAAUGUGACUGGUUAGAUGGGAAGCAUGUUGUUUUUGGAAAAGUGGUCGACGGUUUGCUGAUCAUGAGAAAAAUUGAGAAUGUUCCUACGGGACCCAACAACAAGCCCAAGCUCCCCAUCAUCAUCGCACAAUGCGGAGAGAUGUGAUCCACAACGACACACAAGUAGUUUCUUACAAUUACUUGAUAGUCCUCAGCAAACAUCAACCCACAUGCUUUUUCCUGUAUGGAUGCCUUGUCCCACAAUGCACACUGGAGGACAUAAUAAAGAUCGGCAGUGCAUCAUGUUGACCAUUUUUCUGAGUUUGGUUUGCCUGAUUCCAGGUGUGGGAAGUGCUGCAACUCCCAUAAGAUUAUUCACAUCUCAGGAGGGUUUUGAUGGUGACAGGAUGUACUUAUCAUAUUGGUUUAAAUUUUAUUUUGAAAAACUUCAUGUUUGAUACUGUUGUUGAUGUUUUUUCUGAUCUUAAAUGGAAACAAUUUGUGUAUCCUAUCAUAAAAAGAUGGAAAAGAAAGAUUUGGUUGCCAGUUGGUUGUGAAACCCCUCUGAUGAUUCUUAAUCCAGUCCCACUGUGCAUCAUUUGUGAUCAAUAAAUUGUUUUACAUUU